Molecule: messenger RNA, 3240 nt
Organism: Centropristis striata (black sea bass)
Lineage: Eukaryota; Metazoa; Chordata; Actinopteri; Perciformes; Serranidae
Product: epithelial cell-transforming sequence 2 oncogene-like
Molecular function (GO): guanyl-nucleotide exchange factor activity; protein binding
Source: RefSeq, a predicted model, not a curated record
ACCACUGCACAGCUACAUCUGCCUCUGAAUGGCACAUUUAAACAACAUUUAAACAGAUAGAGACCAUGCAAGCGAACGGGAAGUGGACCCCUCACUCGGUGAAGCGGUGGCAGCUCAGCGGGACGGACUACGAGCCGCAGCAGGUCCGCAGCCGCGGGUUCGAGACCCGCUUCAGCUCCUGGACCCCGCUGAACAACAAGACCAGCAACCUGCAGCUGUUUGAAGAGAGGAUGAAGCUGCUGCUCCACUGGUUUGACCUGUGGACCGACACACAGAGGAAACACCUGCUGCACUCUCUGCUCUCACGCUGCACACAGUCACAGCUCAAGUACUGCAAGGAUCUGCUGAUGGAGACGGUUCCUGUGACUCAUGUGGACUUCACAGCAGUGCUGCCACGCUUCCUGUCCCUCUAUGUGAUGUCAUUCCUGUCUCCUCGGGACCUUUGCUCGGCCGCCCAGGUCAGCUGGCACUGGAGGGUCCUCGCAGAGCAGGACUGUCUGUGGGCCGGCCGCUGCAUCUCCAGAGCUGGUUCCUGCCCUCUCUCUCCAGCAGAGAAAGAGUCUGGAGCCUGGAAGAACCACUACGUGGACUGUGUCUGCACGCUGGACUGGCUCAGUCCACGAGAGGCGGCUGAGCUGUACGGGACCCUCAACCCACAAUGCACCGGGGUGACGGAGGAGGAGGAGGAGAGGAGGAAGGAGAAGAGGAUCAGGCAGAUGAUCAGAGACAAACUACAGGAGGAGAAGAGAGACUCUCUGAGAACCAGGAGAGCCUGGGGCAGCUACACCAAGCCAGGAGGAGGUGGAGGAGGAGGCACCCAGACAGGGAGGCUCAUCUCAGGCAUCACCUUCAGCUCUCAGCCCUCUCUGUCCUCUCUGUCCUCUCUGUCCUGGCCUCCCAGGACCGUGGCGUCCCCCAGCCUCCGUCUCAGCUCAGACCGGGGACCGCCCAUGACCGCAACUCAGACGGCCUCCUGUCCUAGCAGUGGAAGAGCAAGCAAAGCCAGCGGAGCUCUGUUGUCCUUCACCAGCAGACACACAGCACCACCCAUCCACCCCACCACUCCUCCACUUCUACUGCUCAUCUCCGACAGAAUUCCUGCCUAUGAGCUGGUGCUGAGCGGCGUGAAGCCAGGAGUGACGGCGGUCCUGUACGACCACAGAGGGACUCUCUCAGCUCUGCUCAGCCAGGUGAAGAGGGCCGUUUCUGGGCAGAGAGCUCAGAGAGUGGGCCUCCUAGCUCCAGGAGGAACCCAGGAGCUCCAUCUACUGCACAGUAGCAGCCUGUCAGAGAGGACUCUACUGGAUCCCGACCAGAGAGACUUCUGGGAAAAACUGUGUGUCUGGGUGGCCCCGACUGGAGAAGGAGGAGGGAUUGACAUCUUCUCUCCACUGGCUGCAUCUGCAUCAGGAGUGACUCUGAUCCAGAACCUCUCUACUCUGACCGGUCUGGAGGUUCGGGCACCAAUGGGUCUUGCCACAGGAAGUUUCCAGAACAUUCUGAGCGAGUGGUCUGACGGCAUCGUGAGCUCCGGCCCCCCGGAGCCUGCAGCAGCAGCAGCAGCCCCGGCCCUGCAGUACGUGUGUGAGAGUGUGGUGCAGGGCUGGUGCAGACAGGCCCAGUGGAUGGAGGAGGCUCUGGGGGAGCUGAGGGGCCGCCUGGGGCCCCAGCUACAGCAGAUCAGCCUCCAGGCCCGGGGCCGAGCUCUGGGUCACUUUCUGUGGGAGAAAAUCUGCCUCGAGGAGCUUUGUGUGUCCAAAGAUGUGAAUGAGGCUCUGAUUGAGGGACUCACUGCUCUCAAAAGACAGGACGAGAACAGACCUCUGGAGUUCCUCGCUGUCUUCCUGACAAGAUGGAGUAAGAAAGAGAUGGAUGAAGAAGAAAAGUUUAGAAACGAAGGAGCGGAUGAUUUCUCUUUUCCACCUCAGAGCUCAGAGAAGCCCUUUAGCUUGACACCUGAGCUACCACAGACGGCGUUGGAUUGGAGAGGCGUGGCUGCUAGAGAGCUCCACCACAGCGAGGCUCUCUACCUGCAGAGACUGGGAGCUGUGCUGAAGGUUUACCAGGAGCCUCUUACAGCAGCUCUCAACUCCAACAGAGCCAUUAUCAGCUUCACUGACAUGCACAUCAUACUCAGCCCUGUCACACAAAUACUGGAGCUCAACAGGGUGUUUCAUGGUGAUUUACAAGCCCGGCUGCAGCAGUGGGGAGCAGAGCAGUGUGUUGGGGAUGUGUUUGUUAAACUCUGCUCCAAACUCAGAGUCUACACCAACUACCUCAACAACUACACCACCGCUCUCAGCACCAUCGACAAGUGCAGGGAGACAAAGCCUUCGUUUCGGGCUUUUCUGAAGAGAGCUGACAGAACUCUUGCAACACACAUGCUCAGCCUGCAGGAGCUGCUGCUGAGCCCCGUGUGGAGGAUCCAGGAGUACGUGACUCUGCUCCAGGCUCUGUCGCUACACACACACCCCGGUCACCGUGACAACCAACACCUCUCCGCUGCCCUCAACACCCUGCUGACACUCAGAGGAUUCAUUCAGAAGUUGAAGCGUAACUCAGAGAGAGACGGCCUGCUGGCCGAGACGCAGCACAUGAUCCGAGGCUGCCCGAACCUCAGUGAAGGCAACAGGCAGCUGAUAAUCACUCAGGAUGCUGCUUUGCUCAGGAGCCCCGAUGAAAAGAUUCCUGACUCGCUCAGGGUGUUUGAGCAGGUGUGUGACGUGGGCCUGUUCCUGUUUAGCGACGCUCUGGUGCUGACGCGGAGAAACGUGCAUCACACACCGUUCACGCUGGUUCACCAGAGCACACACACCUUCCUGGCCUCGGUGGCGCUCAGCAGCCUGGCCGCCAGAGAGAUCACACACACACGCUACGUGUCCCAUGCCUUCGUCCUGGAGGGUCCGUGUCGUUCCUGGGUCUGUGCCACAGAGCGAGCUGAGGAGAGAGAGCACUUCCUGUCUGUGCUGCGUUCAGCCAUUAACGCUGCUCUGACCGAGCAUCAGUGAAUGCACCGUUACAGCCACAACACAAGACCAGAGGAGCUUUGGACACCACUGUUGGCCUUUUAAUAAUGAAAACUCACCACAACCUUAAAGCAAGACUCUAGAGCAUGGGUCUCAAACUCGCAGCCCGCGGGCCAAUUGCGGCCCUCGUGACGAUAUUUUGUGGCCCCCACCUUAAUAUGAAAGUUUAAUGUGAGUUUUAUAUGAAUGGCACUUUACCGUGUUGUGUGUGGAA